GCAUCAGUAAAUAAUGAGGCGAAAUAAGUCUAUAUGCCUUAUAUGAGCUUCAUAUUGUCCUACACAUUGCUCCACUCAAAUCCAGAAUACCGUUUGGAGGGAAAGGCCUUGAACAUGUGUCAUAAUUCAGCAGGGGUCAAAAUAACAGGUGUACUUGUGCACCGGCUAAAACACCCCUUUGUGUUUCACAUUUGCACAUUGCUUCUUCUUGUGUUCUUGAUAUUUCAACUGUAUGAAAAAGUUUGUUUGCGGGCAAAUUACAGUUUUAAUUUCUCCAACUUUUACUUCCCAUACCCUGCUCAUCCACGGAUCUUUCUUUUCCCUCCACAAUGAGCAGUCAACCACUAGUGAAAUAAUGGCUAAUACCCAGGAAACAGCUCACAAGCCAUCAAAACAUAGAACUAUUCACAUGUCUAUUUUUUCUAAAUUCUGAUGUGAAAGUGGGUUAAACUUAAUUUUACGAAACAUUGUGGCUUCAUGCAGCCCCUAGUUAGCCCUAUUUGCCUACCAAAGUUGAGGAAGAAGGGAAGCUGUGGGGUCAUGUUCAUGACACGGAGCACCUUCAACACUUCAGACAUUGCGAUGCUCUAACUUAACUCAUUUAUAAUGAACUGCCUGCAUUUUUUACAUGUCUUUUGUGUUAUUACAGUUUUUAAAGUAUUGUUUGCGAUGAACAAACAUGCAUGAGUGACAACAAUAAUAGCAAACCAACUUGUUUGUCGGGUCUGAGGUGGUUACGCCAUUAUAAUAUACAGGUAUGUGUGUGUGGAAUAACAUAUGAUUGGCGGAUAUAAGAUUUGUUUUUUCGUCUGAGCUUGUAGUGGUUCAUAAUAAUAUAGACCGGUUCAUAAAAUUACCUGUUAUGUCGUGCACCCAUUUUUUUCCUGGUCCCACCAGUGCAUCUGAUCUCAAAAAUCUAUUUCGACUCCUGACACAUUGUUUUGUAGUUACCCAUUGUUUUCUCUUAUAACCUCAAGUAAUCGCUCUGGUAAUAUGGUUUUUUUAUACCUGCUUCCACAUAUUAAAAAAUGUGUCGAUGAUUAAAACGGUUUGGUGUUCAAUUUCGCUUGGCGUUGCUAUACGUUUUUUAUGCAUGCAGUAUAAUAUUCAAAUACCCUUUGCGGUUGAACAUAAGAAUUAUACACAGUAGUAAUAUGCAAUUUAUCUUCAAGAAUUGCGGCAGUAUGACAUGAUGGUUUACUGUGGUCUGCACAAAGUGCUGUCUAACUAUGCUGAAGUGUUAGAAUUUAACAGUUUAUUAUGUUUCCAAAGCCAAACACAUGCAACACUAUUUAAGUGUAGUAACGUCCUUUUGUCUUUUUGAAUGUCUACUAAUACAAAGUAUGUUGUUAAUUAGAGGUGGACUGAUGACCUCUGUGGUAAUAUUUACUGCAGCGUCAUGGUUUCAGCUGUGCGUGAUCAGCUGCAAUCCACGUUUGUAUUCUACAUCAGUGUUUCACUCUUCCAGAAAACCGAGUUAUGUAUGAUGUUCUAGUUGAAACUUUGCUUCUGACAAAUGGGUAAGGCACGUUGGUGGAAUUCACAUUCCCAGUGUGACGUGUGAAGAUGCUACCGCACAAAGAAGCUCUGGUGUAUGAAUUGCAGUGUGAACUGCUAUGAGGAUAGAUGAUGUCUUCAAGAAGACAACGUCAGCUUACGGAUGAUGGACACCACAAUUAACGCUAACAAAAGAAUUGCUGAUGCUAAUAAUGUUGCUGCAACGAGAAGUCAUCUUUCUAUUCUUCUGACUGUAACAAGGGAGUGGUUCUGUGAUUCCUUUUUACAUUUAAACAAACCUCUCAAGAAAUCCAUCCAUUACAUAUCAAAUUUUUGAUGAUGAUGACAAUUUUCAUCCACAGCCAAUGAACCCUUUUCAUGUGUUCAUUCACGUUGGACCAAAUGAACAGUUUGGUCCACCGUCACCCUUCUGUGAUUUAUGCAACAGCGCUGGAUCUCAUGAGUUGUCGUCGUCGUCGCGGUGGCAUUUUCAUUGCGUUCAUUUGGCUUUUGAACUAUACCCUUUGAUCUGGAGGAGAAUUUGACCUCUUUUGUGACUCAUUGACAUUUUCAGGACCUUUGGUGACAACUAAGUCACUUUUCAACGAACCAAGCGCUUGUGCAUUUGAACGAUAAGAAGCAAGACUGGAAUUGAGACAUGUCCCGCCGAAGGAGUCGAAGCCCCUCCCCAUCGCGUUUUUCACGCAGCUGCAGCAGCAACAACCCUCGGGAUUUGGAGAGGAGGCUUUUUGUUGGAAAUUUGCCGUCAUCUGACAUGGCCAAGAAAGAUCUGGAAGAGAUAUUCACCCCAUAUGGGAAAGUCGUUGGCGUGUCCCUCUUUCGUGGAUAUGGAUUUGUUCAGUUUGACCGCGUUGAGGAGGCUGAAGCUGCAAAGGUGGCCCAAAAAGGUCGAAUAUUUAAAGGUUAUAAAUUAGAUGUAAAAAUGGCAGUGGAGGGACGGCAAGCUAAACCUCCAUCGCAGCAGAGCCCUCCUCGCAGAGGCGGCUAUGGGGAUGGCAAAGAUGCCCGACCUCGUUCACGUUCACCGGCAUAUCCACGGGAUGGACGGGAGCCUCGGGAUUCUAGAGAAUCCAGCCGGGAAUCCAGGCCUGCUGGGUACCGAGAUGAUUUCCGGUACCACGGCUCAGAGCCACGAGACAGGGACCCACGGGAACCGGCAUACAGCAGGGAGGAAUAUGCCCGCUUGUACCGGGGUGGAGCUCCUCCUGAGGACUUCUAUAGGAGGAAGGAGGAGCCCUUCAGAGAUCCCUAUAGGGACCCUUGGAAUGGACGGCGUGAAAUCGAAGAAGAAAGGCCAGAGGAGCGGCGCCGCAACGAACUCUAUCGUCAGUAUUACGAAGAAGUGCAGCGGCGCUACGAUCUGGACCGUCCAGUGGACUGCUCUGUGAUUGUGGUCAACAAGGCCCAGAAUCGGGAAUAUGCAGAGACUGUCGGGCGCAAGGUCCGGGACUUGGGCAUGGUAGUGGACCUGAUCUUCCUCAACACCGAAGUCUCACUGACUCAGGCGCUGGAGGAUGUCGGACGGGCUCGCACACCGUUCGCCAUCAUCAUCACGCAGCAGCACCAGAUGCACCGCUCCUGCACUGUCAACAUACUGUUUGGGACUCCUCAAGAGCACCGGAACAUGCCAAUGCAAGACGCCAUGAUGCUUGUGGCACACAACUUUGACGCCUACAAAGUGGAAAACCGUGAGAAGGAGCGCGAUGAAAUCGCCCGCAAGGCAGCCAAGAUGGCGGACGACGUGCUGCUGAGGGAGGCUGACAGAGAGUCUCACCCCAUCUCAGUGCUCACCUCCAUCACUCUUCUGGCUGAGAACAGGUUCUUGACUCCGGAGGAACUGGAUCGCCUGGUUGCGUAUUUGAAGGACAAACGAGCUCGACUGUCGCGACCACCAGCAGAGGUUCACACGGCUCCGAGCCUCUCAGUGCAUCCUGACAUUCAGCCUGCUGCUGUUGCUGCUGCCCUUGCAUCGCCCCUCGCAUCCCACCCUACCCUCACGUCCCAUCAGCCUCUCUCUUCCCACCAGCCUCUCUCUUCCCACCAGCCUCUCUCUUCCCACCAGCCUCUCUCUUCCCAUCAGCCUCUCUCCUCCCAUCAGCCUCUCUCCUCCCAUCAGCCUCUCUCCUCCCAUCAGCCUCUCUCCUCCCAUCAGCCUCUCACCUCCCACCAGCCUCUCACCUCCAGUCAGGCCCUGCCCACCACCCAACCCCUCACCGCACACACGCCUGCUCCUACAGGCCACCUUGGCCUUUCGGGGACUUCAACUGCCAAUACCAGCCUGAACAACCAGCAGGAGCUUCAGGCCAAAAUCCUCAGCCUGUUCAAAAGCAACAGCGGGUUAUCGGCUCCCUCUGGACAGAUGCCCUCAGUCGCGCCACCUCAGCAACAGCCGCAGCAGCUCCACUACAACACCCACGCUGCUCCACAGGGCAUGACCCAACCCACCAUGCCCGGCCCCAAUCAACCUGCCCAGUCGGGAUACGGCACCGGUCAGCCCCGCAUGGUGAUGCCCCCUGGUGGUUCAAGGCCUCAAAACCCCUCUGGCAUUAAUUUAGAAAACCCGAGUGUGAAGCAAGCCCUGGAUACUAUCAUUCAAGGAGGGCCGUCCAUCAACCGCCUGGUGUCAGGAGUUCCACCAGAGCAGCGGCCGCCUCCCAGUAUGGGCCACGCCCAGCCCAUGUCUAUGUACCCCCGGCAUUACUGACCUGUCCUGGUGCUGAGUUUGUCUCGCCAGCAGCUUUUUGUAAACAUUUUAAUUUUCCCUUUUAAAUCCCAUUAAGUAGGUGAACUGAGCAGCAGAAUCAAAGUCAAAUAUUCAUUGGAAAAAAAAAAAAGGUUUUUGUGUCAGUUGUGUACAGUUUUGAGUUCUUUAUUGUAUUUUGAGGGCUGUGAAUCAGACAUUUUUACAAUUAAAGAGGCAGAUCUUUCACGACCA
Messenger RNA from Synchiropus splendidus (mandarinfish), 4453 nucleotides. It is a transcript of the gene ncoa5, whose product is annotated as nuclear receptor coactivator 5. Gene Ontology annotation, cellular component: nucleoplasm. Gene Ontology annotation, biological process: regulation of signal transduction. Lineage: Eukaryota; Metazoa; Chordata; Actinopteri; Syngnathiformes; Callionymidae. The coding region runs from base 2156 to 4222 and encodes 688 amino acids. Gene Ontology annotation, molecular function: RNA binding. The transcript has 10 exons. The record is from RefSeq and is a predicted model, not a curated record.